AUGUCGUUUUCAGAUAAUCCCCGCUUUAAUGAGGGACAAUUUCUUCGUAGAUAUCGGAUGUUCCGGAAUUUGUUCCUUCGAAUUGUUGAUGCAAUUGAAGGUCAUGAUAUGUACUUCGAUCAACACGUUGAUGCGGUAGGUAGCUUUGGAUUAUAUACGCUACAAAAAAUCACUUUCGUGUUUAAAAUAUUGGCAUGCGAUGCGCCAGUGAAUACCACUGACGAAUAUGUAAAAAUUGGAGCGUCGACUGCAAUUGAAAGCAUGAAGAGAUUUUGUCGAGCUAUUGCAGAGGUUUUUGGCGAGAAGUAUUUGAGAUCACCAACAUCUAACGAUGUUGCAACUUUGCACAUCGGUGAACAUCGUGAUUUUCCUGCUGCAGGUAUUGCUCCUCCCACCCAUUAUAUUAUUCAAGAAAAAAAAUAUGAUAUGAGUUAUUAUUUAGCUGACAAUAUAUAUCUAAAAUGGUCAACCCUUGUGCAAACUAUUCGUGACCCAUGUUCGCCAUAAAAGAAAUAUUUCGUGAUAAAACAAGAAUCAUGUCGAAAAGAUGUUGAACAUGCAUUCAGAGUUUUGCUAGCUCGUUUUGCAAUUGUUGUAGGACCAUCACGUAUUUGGAGAAAGAAAGUGCUACAUGAUAUAAUAACUACAUGUGUUAUACUGCACAACAUGAUAAUCGAGGAUGAGUGUGAUUUUAAUGCACCAAUUCAAGAUGAUUGGGCAUGUCCGCCUCCAACGGUAGAAAUGAUAGUAGAUGCAAAUCAUCGAUUUGAAUAA
This is a messenger RNA of Nicotiana tabacum (common tobacco), 774 nucleotides long. RefSeq lists its product as uncharacterized. The record is from RefSeq and is a predicted model, not a curated record. NCBI's taxonomy places the organism in Eukaryota, Viridiplantae, Streptophyta, Magnoliopsida, Solanales, Solanaceae.